AUGAACAUAAACGAUAAGGUGGUUGCGGAACUCGUACAGACGUGUAUCAGUGUUUCACUCAAUCAGUACAAAGACGUAUACAACAAACAAAUUCAUCCCAUCUUGAUGGCUCAGCCUGGCAUGAUUGCAGCCAUGGCCGGUGUAAUCACUUCGGUGAGUGGCCAAGACUCAACACAGAAAGAGGACGGCGCUACUGUACUUUCACUGGUCAUUUGGGAAAAUGUGCAUUCGCACAUUGAUUUUGUUACGGGCCCAGCAGCAGGUCCCUUUUUUGAUGCGGCGUUGCCAUUAAUGCGCGAAACACCGUCUGUUGAGCAUUAUGAGGUGGAUGGCCUGCAGCCGGCCGCUUUCAACAGCAUCUAUGCUCAGAUUUUAAAAGCUUCUUCUGCCAGCGACAAAGAAUUUCUAGCAAGUAUAUUUAAGAGGCACGCAACUAUCGAAGGAUCAGAAAUGGCACUAUUUAGCGAUUGCACGGAGGAUUCGUCAAAGAAGGCUUUGAUACUAUUUGGCAACUCCGAGCAAUUUGAAGCUGCAGGGGACAUCAUGGAUAGAGGGACGAGAAUCGAGCGAUAUAAUAUUGAGUGGCAUUCAAGAGGAACAAAAAGUUAUCAUUAA
Messenger RNA from Trichoderma asperellum CBS 433.97, 615 nucleotides. RefSeq lists its product as uncharacterized. The record is from RefSeq and is a predicted model, not a curated record. NCBI's taxonomy places the organism in Eukaryota, Fungi, Ascomycota, Sordariomycetes, Hypocreales, Hypocreaceae.